UCUGCGCGGUGGAGUGUAUUGCUGAAGACGCAAAUAUGUGAAAAUAUCUGGUGGAAUUUGUAGAAAAUAUCAAAAUUAACUUAGGAUGUGUGAUGAUUAUGAUACAGACUUUGAUUCUGAUCCCGACGAAUUUGAUCGAUGCAAUUUGAGAGAUGAUAUUCAGCGAAUCAAUCUUGCGCUCGCGGCGGACAGCGACGACGAGCCUUCAGAUGWAGAAGACGACGACGCUGAAGAGGAAGAAUCUGGUCUGUCGAAGUUUUCUCACUUCAAAGCGUCCAAUCUUACAGACCCGACAACAAGCAUCAGUGCAGACCAGAGUAAUUCAGUGCAGCCACCUUACCCAGAACCAACAGUAAUAGACCUGGAAGAAAUACCAACUUACACUGAACUCAAGACAAGAACAUCUACGGACUGUCAACCAAGUACUACUCACUUCUUAAACAGCUACAAUGCUGAACAAGGGACUGAACAAUCACUACUGAACUCAGCCGAAGGAGAAAUAUCUACAAUAUCAUCUUCGUGGACAGUGGAACAUGAACUUUACAAUUUUACCAAUGUCCAGAAAGAUUUUAGGGAAGACACCCAGGGGAAUAACAUCACCGGUGUAAGCAGGCUUUCUCGGCUMGACAGAGAAGUGCUCCAACAUUGCUUGGCACGAAACAGGGAAACCCAGACUCAACUCAUAAGGGAAAUUCGUCUGAUCGACCUAUGUUUAAACGAAAACAAAAGAAAGAAGUUGGAUUUAGCCCAAGUAAGAUACAAUCAUGAAGCUGAUGAUGAAAACGAUUUGAAAGCAUUGCCUUCUUUACACAAGUUUUCCAGUCCAUACUUUAAAGACUCAGAGGGCAAUGGACCACCGGACAAUGAAGAUGCCAAGCACUAUCGCAGUCUGAUGAAGAUAAACCCAUAUGACAAGAAGCCGACAACAUGGAAUAAAAACGAAAAAGCUGAUCUUGCUGAGGGUGUUCGAAUGCAGAAUCUUAAGUUAAAACUUGCUCCAUUACUAAUGAGAUUAAAAGAACUUGAAAGCCUUGCAGGAGGAUUGAGCAUCAUAGAAAUAGAGAACUUAAAACAGAAGAUCAGGAAAGUAAAAGAAACUCCACCAGAAGAGUUGGAAGAAAAUCUUGAUGGACUUGAUUGGGACAAACUUAGUUGUGAAUAUCUUUCAAGACGCAGUGCGAUGGAGUGCAAACUCGAAUGGUGUCAUUUUGGACAUCCUCGUGUGAAUAGAAAGCCCUGGACAAAAACAGAGGACAAAACAUUGCUAAAACUUGCUAAAGGAAAAGGGCAUUUGAACUGGAAUGAAUUAGCUCAAACUCUUCAGACAAACAGAACCCCCUUAGAAUGCUUUAAGAGAUACCAGAGAAGUCUCAAUAAGGAGUUUAUCAGAAGUAAGUGGACUCCUGAAGAAGACAAGCAACUCAUAGAGCUAGUGAGAACAUUUGGGAUAAGCAACUGGUCAAGAAUUGCUGACUUCAUGGAGGGUCGGGUUGGUGAACAGUGCAUGCAUAGAUACAUGAAAGCUUGUAGACCAAACAAGAAAGGAAGAUGGUCUGAAGAUGAAAGUCAGAAAUUGAAAGAAGCAGUGGAAAAAGUCGGGAGAAAUUGGGAAAAAGUGGCUGAAUAUGUACCGGGACGAACAGGAACGCAGUGCAGAGAACGUUAUGUCAAUAUAAUGGAUCCCAAUUUGAAGAAAGGUGGAUGGAGUGAUGAAGAGGAUGAAAAACUCUUGAAUCUUAUACAGAAAUAUGGCGAAGGUAAUUGGUCCAAGGUUGCCAGAGAGCUCGCUCCCAGGACAGACAACCAAUGCUGGAGGCGAUGGCAUGUACUGAGAAGAAACGAGUCAAUCAAUUAUCGCAUUAAUACUGUCCGGAAGAAGAGAGAAAUGGUUUCUAACUUUGUUGGACGAAGAAAAGAAAGACCGACCCUGACACCCAUGGAUUUGGAUAUUCAAGAUCUUCCUGUCAUUAUCCGAGAUGAAAGAAAGAAAAUAGUAAGUCAACCUAGUGUAAAAUCUACCAAUACUACACCAGUUUUCAAGUUAAAACCCAAGAAUGUCCUAAAGCCUGCAAAACCUGACACUAAGAAAACUCCAAAGCAAAAAAUUGUUGUUAAGCCGCCAAAAGAGCCGUACGUUCCAUGGAGCGACCACUCCUAUGCAGCAGCGUUGCCUAAAAAUGUCCAAAAGGUGAAAGACGUGGAAAAAACUGUAAAUGAAUCGAAUCAUGGGGAAUCGAAUGAGAUAAAAUCUGAAGUGCUGGUGCUUUCUAGUGACGACGACUGGGAUGAUAGCGAAGUCCUAAUUGACGAAAGUAUUCUUGGUACCAGAUCAAGUGCCAGGAAAACGAAGAAAAGUGUCAGUUAUGUCGAGAAAGACGAAAAGGACAUCUCAAGUGACGAAGUUACUAGUGACGAAGAUGACGUCACAGCUGUUAAAGAUGACGUCACUGUUAAAGUUAAUAAGAAUGACGUGACUGUUAAAGAUGAUAUCUCUAUUAAAGAGGAUGUAACUACUGUUGAUAAAGAUCAAAUUGAGGAUGAUGAUAAAGCUGAUAAGGUUGAGAAAGAUCGCAACAACGUUGCAGCUGAUGUUAAAGAAAUAACUAUGGUUGAUAAAGAUGAUAAAGACGAAGAUGUCGGCCUUACUGUAAAAGAUGACGUCGCAAUUGAUAAAGAUGAUAUCAUUGACAAAAAUGACGUCGGUUUUGCUAGAGAUGACGUCAGUAUUGAUAAAGAUAAUGCCAGCGAUAGAAAUGAUGACUUCAGUAUCGAUAACGACGACGUCACUUCGAUGGGUAUAGAUGACGUCAGUGAAAAUAAAGAUGACAGCAGUAUCAAUGUAGAUUGCAUUUCUGCAGUUGGAAACGAUAUCACUACUGAUAAAGAUGAUAUCACUGCACACGAUAAAUAUAACGUCCCUGCUGUCAAAGGCGACAUGCCUGUUGACCCUUCUAUUAAAGAUGACGUCACUGCACGCGAUAAAGGUGACGUCACUGCUGGUAACGGUGACUUGCCUUUUGACUCUUUUGGUAAAGAUGACACCACGACACGCAGUAAAGAUGACGUCACUGAUUUUAAAGAUGACUUGUCUGUUGACUCUUCAAGUAAAGAUGACGUCACAACACGCGAUAAAGGUGACGUCACUGCUGUCAAAGGGGACUUGCCAGUUGACCCUCCAAGUGAAGAUGACAUCACUGCAUUGGAUAAAAGUGUGAUAAAUGUGAACGAUGAAGAGGACGUCAUCACAAUGGAGGACAAUGACGUCAGUGCAAAUGAUAUCACUGAAGAUAAAGAUUUUUCUAACUUGACAGAUGACGAUGACGUCAUCGAUGAUAACAACGACGACAUUGUCGAUAAACAUGACGUCGCUAUUGAGCAAGCUGUUUUUACUUUUGAUCAACAAGAUAUUCCUGUUGGUGAAGUUCUCAUUCCUGUUGAUAAUGCUGAAAGCGAGGUUGAUAUUCCUCUUGUUUCUACUGAUGGGAAUGACAAGCAAGGACAAAGAUCAGAGAAGACUAAACCAAACCCAUCACUAAAGAAAACCAGGAAAAAACGCAAGAAGCGAACUUUAAAACCGGAAAGCCAGACGAGCAACAAGAAAGAGACAAAUACCUCUAGAGAAGAACAGCAUGACGGAAGCUUUCUAUUUUUAUCGAUUCCAUCCUUUCCUAGUAUGAUGAAAAAACGAAAGGCUCCACAAAAGCAGAAAAAAACGAAGAAAACUGUAACCGCAUCCAAACAGGCCUCAACACCUAUUCUCCCUAAUACGAAGAGUAUCGCAAGUACUGUAGACAAAGCCAGCAUAACUCCUAGAAUUCCCACACCAGUCCAGAAACUUACUCCCGUCCGUGCCAUUACACCGGUUCAGAUCGUUCGCACCAAUACACCACAAAGUAACAAUCCAAACAUUACAUUCAAAGCCGUACCAACUAAUAGUCCUAUAGUACUAAGGCCCACUGAUACAAACAGCAGGACGAAUACUAGUACACCGCCCAAUAGCAGCCCGACAGUGCCUAGUGCAUCCAUUCAACCAAGUACUUCUACGACCGCAAAAACUGUUGUCACAUCAAGUAAUGCUGCCUUAAGGAAUAAAAGAGCAAUUGCACCAAAACCAGCCGAUGGAAGCGUUCCUAAUCUUGCUUCACAAACUCCGCAAACUGCAAAACGGAGGCGAAAAAAUGCAAAGAAAAUAAGAAAUGAGCCUUCAAAAGAAAAUGUUGUAGCUAAGGCACCAACACACCAAGCGAACGUAGCCCCGUUUUCGCUAUUAUUACAAGCUUUUAAUAUUGAUGUUGCUGCAGUUUUGAUGAAGCUUAACCCCGGAGCACCCUUGAUGACGACUACAAGCAAGCAGUCUUCCAAUGAAACAAACUCUGCAAGUGUAACUAAAACUGCAUCCAAUAUCCAGUCUAAAAAGGAUAUUGUGUCACCUCUCCCCUUGGUAAGUAGGAAACCGCUACCACUUCAAACGGCAAAAAGCGAUAAAGCUAGAGAUGUAGGACCAAGGACAGUAUCUACUGCGCAGAAUCAAAUAUCUAACGCACCUUCGAGUACUCAGCGUGAAACAGAUACUGCGCAUGCUCAUAAAGUCACUGCAGCGCCACUUUCUGGGCAAGUGUUGAAUAACAACAAAGAUCUUUUGCCAGUAGCAAAGGCUUUGUCAAAUCAAUGCGAUGAUAAAAGAUUAUCCAAAACGCCUGGUGUAAAGCCUGAUGAACAAAGAACCAAAUUAGGAGACUCCGAGUCACAAACUCAUGAAAAGGAUGCACAGCCAGCAGUUGUGGCCUCAUUGCCAGUGGCUCAAAAAAGUGCAAAACCAUUAGACGAGUCAGAGUCAAAGACCACAGAGAAUAAAGAUGAACAUACAACAGUCGAGACGUCAUCAGUAGUUCAAAAAAGAACCCAAGAGUUUGGAGAGUCGGAGUCAAAGACUUCAGAAAAUAAGAAUGAACAUCCAACAGUCGAGACCUCGUUAUCAGUAGCUCAACAAAAAACCCUAACAUUUGGAGAGUUAGAGUCAAAGACUGCAGAGAAUAAAGUUAAACAGUCACAAGUUCUUAGUACAAAAUCACAUCCCAAGGAAGCAGCAACGUCACAUGCAUUGACGUCACUUCCCCCGGAUGUAUCAAUACCAGCUGGGCAAGUGCAUAGCGCACCAUCUGUUACGUCAGUACAAAGUAGUAAUCACACCAUAAGUAAUGGUCCAUCUUCAAACAAGGAAUCAUCUACCAUGAAUACCACUUCAUCGCCACAAACCAAAACAAAAAAUCCAAAAGAAUUUCGAUCGCCAUCCAGACGUAAAUCAAGUAAGCCAAGAAAAUUGAUUGAAAUGGGCUCGCCUACCGCUAGUUCACCGGCAUCACCUGGAGGUCAAAAAUCCCCUGCGAGUCCCGACACAACAGAACCUGCAGGAAAUAGCGCUCCCAAGGAAGUGGUUUCACCAAGUCAUAAAAACACUGACCGCCCUCCACCUUCUAUUCCUCCACUUCCACCGACGUUAACUACUUUAAAAGGCUUGCGGAAUAUACUUUCGAUGAAGGAACAAUUGCAAAAACUCGCCGCUAAAAUUGAUUCCGUACCAAGUUCGCCUAAGAAGAGAAAGUCCAGUUCAACUGAAAGGAGGGAAUUUUCCCCGAGUAGAAUUCCAGGUUCAAAUAAUAAAGCAAAUAAGGACAAACCUAAAACUCACGGCACAACGAAUAUUCUACCAAACAGACCAGCGAGACAAGAUGCAAUUACUCCAGUAGAUGUAAUACGUACUGAAAAUGACGAAGAAUUAGUCGUCGUUCAUAUUAACGCUCCUACAGUAUUGUCAGAAUCUCCACCUGAAGAGCAAAUAAAUAUAAAUCCAAGAACUGUCACAGAACAGCAGACGACAAGACUUGAUAAUCGAGUGGUCCAUACAGAUGUUCCCCCUUCAGAGGGGUCGUCAUUUACAUCUCCCAGCGGCAGGUCUACCAUAGAUCCUUAUGUGAAAUUCUCGUUGUAUAGAAAGGCGCCAGAAUACAAGCUUCUUUUAGCGCGCUUUCAAAGCCUGUUUCUUUGGCCCAUGUUCAUGUCAGACGUUGCUGUGUCCAGUAAGUUGAUUCCUACUGUCCAUAGUCGAUUGGCUUCAGCCGUGGACUCGUCCGAAGAAGACGCGUCGUCACAGGAAGGGAUCACCAAUAAAACAAAAACGUCAAGUAAAAGAAUUAAAAAAAAGACAACUCAAGGACCUUCUAAACGCCGUAAAAGUUCAAAUACACAAUCUAUUAAUAAGAAAAAUUUAGCUAAUAAAAGAAGUCAAGAUGACGACUCGACUGAUGAUUCAGAAAGUGAUGACGUCAUUAAACUUGAUGCUGGUGACGAUGAAUACAGACCUCAGUUCAAUUUUAAAUCCGAUAAAGUAACGCCAUCUAGGAUAUUAAGGCCGAGAAAGCGAGAUUAUAAAUCGGCCUUACAGACCAAUCAAGACUCAAAUAGUGAAUCAGAUGAUUGUUCUACAACCAAGAAAAAGAGUCAAACUUCUUUGCUACGGAAUGACGUAACACCUGCAACUACACAGGAAUCCCGGAAUCCAGUUGCACCAUCUGGUCAUGUAGUUGUAACAAAAAAGCCAAGAAAGUCGGGGGGUCAAGUAAAUAAGAGAAAAAACAGCAAACAAUCACGUARUUUGAAUAAGGAAAAACAAGGAAGCCGUCAGAGCAAUCCAUCCAGUUCAUUUAGCCUUUCAUCCAUUGCGCUAAACGUACAGCAAUCCCUCGGUAUCUCAAAUGKUUUACAACAGGAAGCCCAACAGUCAAAUGUGCCAUCAACCUCUAAUUCUAGCGUUAUGUCGACCACUGUUAGCAAGAGACAGGGCGRGGCGCCGUCAAAUUCUGAAYCUAAUGCUGCGGAGAGUCUUUUAUCACUSAACAGCACUGUAGUACCAAAAACAGAAACGCAAAACAACCAUCGGCAGACGUGUAAAGAAACCAAGGGUGGUCCUUGAAGGACAACUGUGCAGCUUAAAGGUCCAAAUUGCUGAGUGGAUGGCUCGGUUGGCUUCAGUAGGAAAGUGCUCGAAAGUGGCCGAYAUAUUGAAGAGCAUUGAUGCACGCACAACAGAUGUGUCAGUUUGGAAUACGAUCAAUGAAUAUAGGGACCAAGUAUUGAAGAUAUAAUAUAUAUAUAUUCGGAAAAUGUCAGCGUUGAACUGAAGACACCUAGUCUGUGGUCUUUAAGAAAAUAUCCUAAUUCAUAUUGUUUUCGAUCAAUAUGAUCUUGAACUGGAAUUCCUGCAGCAAAUUACAGUGUUUGCCCAGGUGAUUGUUUCUGGAGUGAUCCAGCUGCCUUCGACAUCUGCCUGAAGGAUAAKAAGCAAUUCAUUGUGGAACUUGCACAAAUAUAAUGCAGUUUGUAUAUUAUUUCAAUUUUUUUCUAAAUAGUUCUAUAUUGUGAGAUUAUAUUUUUCCAUUGAUGAUUUUUAUGGUAUUUAGUGCUAAUUGUAUAGUACUGUUUCGCGGAUAUCUUUCUACUUGCAGAUUAAAUGAAAAACCAUAUUUCACAAAAUACUAUAGAGUCAGAAACCAAAGUGUGAAACGUGAUAUGUGCAAAUCGUUUUAYUUUUUUUCUAUAAAUCGUUGGCUUCUUAUUCUUAURAACAUUGYGCCCAUGUGGGAUAAGRGAGYAAAUCAUUUCUGAGCACGCGUGUUAAGUUAUAGAUUUGUAAUUUCCUUAUUUCGCUUUGCUUAUAAUGUUCAACCAUAGCAUGGUUCAACGUCGUUAACUAUCAAAAAGCCCUAAUCAAUCCUUCGGCCGACGACCGCAAAGAAACGAUUUGCACUGUGAUCURCACUCUUCAAUAGCUUGGAGAAUUCCUUGUCAACCACGAUAACACUUCUAGAGAUUUAUUGACGUGAUCAAAUAACAAAUUAGCGGAGAUCUUUUCUUUGAAUUGACAUUUAGCUAAGUUUCACUAUGAUAUCAUGCGUCUAUGCUAGGCCAUCUGGACGGUAAACCCAUCCCAUGAAACUCGACACUUAAGUCAUUCCGUGACAGUUCAUGAUGCGUUUCAGGGGUUUUUUUUCUUAGGCAGCAGCUUGUUUAUAUUGCGCUAAUAGUCCUAUUCUUUUGUGCUGAGAGUUCAUCAGAAAACCAAUACGUGGCAACUAUUCAGAGGGGCUAUGUACAUACAAACAGAUUUGUUUUGCUAAGGGAGAAUGCUUGUUUCACAAGUAUGGGUCUGUUUUGUUUUUUGUUUUUUUUUGUUGAAAGGCGAAAUUCAAGGACAAUCACUGUCCCUCAUACACAAGCCGAACCUUUACAAAACACUGAUUUAUUGACUUUUAAAAGCAAUAUAUUGGUUUCGAUUAACUUAUUUCUUUGAAGGCAUUUCAAUUCUGAAACAAAAUACCUCC
Exaiptasia diaphana is the source of this 8378-nucleotide messenger RNA. RefSeq lists its product as uncharacterized. The transcript is spliced from 22 exons. The record is from RefSeq and is a predicted model, not a curated record. Bases 86 to 6970 code for a protein of 2294 amino acids. NCBI's taxonomy places the organism in Eukaryota, Metazoa, Cnidaria, Anthozoa, Actiniaria, Aiptasiidae.